AUGAACGUUGCCCUUCUGGUCGUGUUGCUCAGGAAUGUAUCUAUCCCGGCCGACAUGGCGAAAGACUUCGAGGACAAGACGCUCUAUGAGUCGAAGACGAAAGAGAGCGAGAUGAAGCAGGAGUGUGACCAGCUCCGCCUGGACAACGCGGAGGCGCUGCAUAAGCUGCGGGAGGAGUGCGACAACAUCCUCAUGGCCGCGGAGGAGCAGCAGCUAACCUCGCUGGCGCAGACCUCGAAAGAGACGGCGGAGCUCUCCGUGAACACCGAGAAGGAGCUGCAGCUGUUGGCGACGCAGAGACAUGCCGAGGUGGAGGACGUUCGCACGACCUCGGCCCUCGAAAUGGCCAAGAUCAAGGCGCAGAUCACCGACCUCAGGAGAAGAACUGCCGCCGAGAUCGAGACGGACACGGGCAAGCUGGACGCGGAGGCCAGGGCCUACGAGAUGACGCGGCAGGCCACGGGGAAGAUGGAGGCGUCCGCGAAGACCUCGGAGGGCAAGCUCGUUCUGGCACAGGCCGAGGGGAACGCCAUCGAGGCCUUCGCGCCCCGGCGUGCGCAGGAGCAGGAGAUGCGCCGCCUCGACGUUCUCGAGAGGAUGGCAGAGAACCCGGCGAUCAGCGUCGUCACCUCUCUGGAGAACUCCAUGGGCCUCGCCCCGAACAACUCGCUCGUGACCCAGGUCGCCCAGCAGGGCAUGGAGGCGGUCAGGAUGAAGCUGGCCGAGGUCACCUCGGCGAGCGCGAAGAAGGUGGGCAUGGGCGAGACCGUGGCGGGCGGCGUCGUCCGGCCGCUGGUGAAGGCCGCGGAGCAGCAGUGCGCCCC
Messenger RNA from Prorocentrum cordatum, 824 nucleotides. NCBI's taxonomy places the organism in Eukaryota, Dinophyceae, Prorocentrales, Prorocentraceae. The record is from the annotation of a GenBank genome assembly.